GAUGGAAAAGAUCAGUGAGAAGAUUCACUCCCACGAUUCAUCCUCAGAAUCGGAUUCUGAUCAUGAGAAACCGAGUUGUAGUUCUACAGUUCAGUCUAAGAUUUUUCUGUUGUUUGGAAGGGUGAAGAUAGUUCAUCAUGUGCUUGGCGGUGGAGAACCCGCUGAUGUAUUCUUGUGGAGGAACAAGAAGAUUUCAGCAAGUGUGCUUAGUGGAGCUACUGAUAUUUGGGUCCUUUUUGAACCGAUUGACUACAACCUACUUACUUUAAUCUGUCACGUUUCGAUACUCUGUCUUGCACUAAUGUUCUUGUGGCCCAAUGUUCAUACUUCAUCCACGAGUAAGACUCCACCUUGCAUCCCCGAAGUUUAUUUACCAGAGGAGCCAUUCAUUCAUGUUGCAUCUGCUCUGACGAUUGAAAUUAACCGGGCAUUCAAGCUGCUGCAAGAUGUUGCAUCUGGAAGAAAUCUGAAGUAGUUUCUUAUGGUUAUAGCUGCAUGUUGGGUUCUGUCAACCAUGGGGAGUU
Messenger RNA from Hibiscus syriacus, 524 nucleotides. Its product is annotated as reticulon-like protein B5. The record is from RefSeq and is a predicted model, not a curated record. The transcript has 4 exons. Bases 2 to 475 code for a protein of 157 amino acids. NCBI's taxonomy places the organism in Eukaryota, Viridiplantae, Streptophyta, Magnoliopsida, Malvales, Malvaceae.